CUGGGCGUCAGCACGAUGUUAGGUUGACAUCUGGUUACCAACAGAAGGUUACGAGUUAAAAAAUUGGAUUAUUUGAUCAUCUGACUGGGCUCGCGUAAAGGCGAGCGAUAGUGGACGCGCGGGAGGCGAACGACACGGAUUUCUUUUCAAAUCAAGGCCGCUUAUUCACCUUGACGUCUCCGUGUUUUGGAGGGAGAUACCUUCUCGUACAUAGGUCGUUGAACUCGCGAUGCUCGGUAGAUAGCUGCCUGCAGCAUGUUGCUGACGAGUUGAAGAAAUCCCAAGUUACAGCUAGAGGGUAGCCUUCUGUCGACAGCGGGCUACAUCACCACGCUACUGGGUUGUUUGCGGAUAUUUGGAUAGUCUGCGCACCGGUCCAGGUCCUCUGCUGCUGAUGGUUCGAUUUGGCGCUCCUACAACUGUGUCACAACGCCGUAAAGCCCCUCGCUGGAAGCAGGAUCAGGCAUUAUUGUGGGACUUAUUUACAUUGAGCAUUGGCGCGGUACUCAAGGCUACUUCACUUCGGGGGUAGGAUGGACGUUAUAAUGCGUAGAAUUGUUUGAUACCCUUCUGAACAACACAUUACCACGGAUUACGUGCAAUUCAACAUUGAUUGCAUGUCAAACUUUAGUUUUGUGCCAAAAUCAACGCAGAAGCCUCACACAUUGGAUGCAGUUUAAUGGUUCUGGUGGACUCCCUUGUAGACAGCAUCAGACUUUUGUCUGUGGUGCACGUGCAGUGUUAUUGUUGGAUUUAGCACGAAUUGUUUGGCUCGUUUAAACACAAAGGAAAUGUAGGAAGGGCCAGUAGCCAAAUUCAACCCAUAGUAGUUAGUUUAGAUUUGUGCAGGAGAUGGUGUGUAAUAUUUUCAAAAGGACAUUUGUGAAAUUUCGUUGAAGGAAGCCUUGUAGCGUUUAAUAAUCCAGGCACUUAACUAGUUCUGCUUGAAUUGAUAUUUUAGCUGUCUGCUGGUCCGCUAACGUGAUUGCCCCAUUGGUGCCUAAGGGGGGAAACAGAUUAAGAGAUCUUUUGGGCAUCUUUGUUUAGACACUCUUUUGGCGGAUAAGCGGGUGUUGUGUGAUGGCAUAUUAAUUUUUAAAAAGUCUUAUUGUUAAAGUUUCAUGAAAUUAUGGACGUGGGUUCCAAAGGGGCUGUGAUUGACCCCGCCAUCUCAAUGGAGAGUCAAGUGCAUCACCAACUUUCUCGGAUGGUGGAAAGUUUGUAGCGGGCAGUUGCCUCAAGCAUCCUUCUGACUCGAAGGCAGGGAGGUGACUAGCCUGUGUAGCCUAUGUUAGGUUUGUCCCCUCUUGGGACAACAGAGAAGAUAGACAACAGGGCAAAAGAGGCCACAUCAUAGAAAACAGCCAACCUUACAAAAAUGGCUGGCGACUGUACCUACAAUACGCACUAUGUUAAUGAUGACACUUUUGGCACCAUCAAGCAGUCGGCGGAUAGGCACGAGCCUGCAGAUGUCAGUGGCGUGCGCGCGGCGCCUUCGCCCUACUUCGAAGAGAUCGGCGGCUCACUUUACCGCAAAAAGUUGGAGAGGGGUUUCGUACAGUACCGAGAAGUCCUGAUCGAGGAGAAGCGACUGAACGCCAUCGCUACUUUCCAUCAGAAGCGACCGGGGAGGAGACACCACACCCUCGAGGACACAUACAGAUUCGUGGCAGAGCACUACUGGUGGGAAGGAAUGUACCUUCAGGUGAGGGAGUACGUCCUCGGGUGUGAGGAGUGCAAGCACAGAAAAACGGAGAGCCAAGAGGAGCGGUGUGUGUCCAGAACGAUGAUGUCACACAGCCAGGAAGUGCUGAGCAAGCUGAAGGCCCAGCAGGAGGCGGGGCUCUUCUGUGACAUCACGCUCAAGACGGGCGGUGGCCACGCCUUCUCUGCCCACAGGGCCGUGUUGGCAGCCGUCAGCGAAUAUUUCCAGGAAGUUUUCACUGAGAUGGACUCUGCUGCUGUGCCACAGUCCUACAUUGAUCUCACAGGCUUCAGUGAGGAGAGCUUCAUGCCAUUGCUGGAGUUCUCCUACACCUCCACGCUCACCCUGAAGCUGGAUAAUCUUCCCGAGGUCUCCACCAUGGCCCGGCACCUCCGCAUGUGGCCUGCCCUGGAGGCCUGCAAGGCCCUGCAGAGGGAGCACGGCUCCCCAGGGGCAGCGCACCAUGCUGGGCUAGCGCGCUCACUUGCCCCUGGUGGCACCUCUGCGGCUGCUGCUUCCCUGGAGGUGCCCAACAACAACAACCGGUGGACCUUUUCGCCGUUGGCACAGCGGAUGGACGCGCUCCAGUGGAAGAAAAGGCGAGAGCCGAGUGGUGGGGAGAAUGACGCCGGCGGCCUCUGUGCUGGAUCUUUCUGGAACUCUCAUACUUCUCCUCAGAACGUGGAGCACUGUACGGACGGUGCUUUCAUGCUCAGCCUGGACGCCUCAGAGGACGAGUCUGAAGGCGAGGGCUCCAGGUGGCCCGGCCUGGCCAUGCCUCAGGACCGGCUUCAUCCACAGCCCGAGGAGAACGGCUUCUCCUCCUCCUGCAGCCCCAAUCGACGCUUCAAACUCAUGGACUUCAAGUCUCCGUCCUGCAAAAGGAAGCUGGUCACGUCCUGCAGCCUCUCGUCUUCCCCAGCCUCGCCGUCGGCUGCCCACCCCCCUUCACCUGCGGGCAAACGCCACACGACCACUACUUCUGCCACGGCCUCUCAACCAAGGGCCAGGCAGGGGCAGCCGCCCGCCCGCCUGCUACGCUCCAGCCCCGGGGCCGCCCUUGCGCUCCGGAGGCUCCUGCCCAAGAUAGACCUCUCCCAGAAGAGGAAGAGGAGGCGGCUGGGCUCUGCUUUCUACCCCGGCUCCUCCUCCUCCUCUUUCUCCUCCUGCAGUCACCGACCAGCUCCUGAUGAAGCCAGUCAGAGCCAGUGCACGCCCACCAAGGUCAAGCAGGAGCCCGUGGAGGAGGAGGUUCUGAGCCCUCGGACUCAGGAGAAGUACCGUCUCCUCAGCGUGCUGGGCUUGCAGAGGAAAUCCCUGCUGCCCAACCCGGACGCGCUCAUCGGCUGGAAGCAGAAGAACAGGCUCAGGAAGCCCAAGGUCAACAACUACUCGCUUACCAACCAGCGGAAACCCAAAGCUGGGCCAAUCAGCAGCGUCGGCAUUAUCAGCAGCAGCAGCAGCAGCAGCGGCGGCGGCAGCAGCAGUGUUGAUUUGACACCGGGGGCCGAGGGUCUGACGGACGGCAUCGGCUCCAGCAUCAGCAUCAUGGCGGAGAUCAACCCCACGCUCUCCAUCUGCGACAUGACCCGCGUGGAGCUGCUGCGGCGCGUUAUCAAGGCCGAACCCCUGGAGCCCAUCAGGCACCAGAGGACCAAGAGGAGAAAGCCGGUCUACCCCGCUAGGCCAACCUUGUCUACUGUCAAGAACACCCGCAGCAGGGUGACACUGCCGCCCCUCCUGCCCACGCCCUGCCCGUCCCGGUACCAGGGAGUGCGUAAGCCACGGCCAUUGCCGACGGAGCACAAGAACGCAGUGAGGGAAGCGAGUACCACGCGGGCCGGAGUUUCGUCCUCUGCGAAAUGGCCCGUUGUUGGUGCGUCGAAAAAGCCUGCUACUGCUGCUGCUGUCGUUAUUAAACAGGAGCCUGUGAGCAGCCCGGUUUCGACUCACCUACAUGCACCGCUGUCGCACAUGCAGCACAAUCGCCACUCCAGCCACUUGCGGCAAAGGCCGUCGUCCGUGCCUUCUCCCAGACCCAGAAGGUCCGUGUUGGACGACGGGUUCGUGCGAACACGGUCCUCGGUCCUGACGGGACGUACGCAGAGGUACAACAGCAGGUGCAUGGUAGCAGUGCAGGGAGGUCGGCUGAGGCCUACCACCACCGCCACCACCCCCUCCUCCGGCCUCAGCUCCGACAAGGUCUCCGCACGCAGCAGAGCGCAGGUGCAAAGGCGCCUGAAGGAGAGGGAGAGGAGGGAGGAGGUCCCGGACUGGGCGCAGCAUCACGGCCUCCAUCAACACCCCUUAUACAAAGCCAUUAAGGAAGAACCAGCCGACCCCGUGCCCCUGUCCGCCUCCUUACCUGACCCGGAGACCCCGGAGCGGGGCAAGCGGCAGAGCAAGCUCCCCGUGAAGCUGCUGGAUCCCGGCUUCUUGUUCAGCUUCUGUCGACCGACCGGUGGCGGCGCCGGUGGCAUCAAGAGGGAGGAGGAGAGCGUGGACAUCUGCCUGACCCGCUCCGUUACCCACGGCAACGUGCCCCCGCACGGCAACCCAGCCGUCCCUGGGGACGUAAGAGGGAGCUACACCAGACUCCGCAGGAGGACCCUGGUGGAGGCCAGGGAGGCGCCGCAGCCUAGGCAGCAGGGACGCGGGCAGGGGCAGGGGCAGAGGGAUAACCAGAGGCCCAGGCUUAGGGUGCAGACGGUGGGGACGCUGCCCCAGAGGAGGGACUCCUCAUCCUCCUCCUCCUCCAAGGGGCUGAUGCGGAAGGUGAAGAAGGAGCCGGAGGAGAGGCGAGUGGCCCAGACUCGGACUCAGCGGGCCGGGCAGGAGCGCUCUAGACCAACCCCUGCCCAGAGGAGCUCCAAAGUCAAGCGGGAGCCUCCAAAGAAGCUGGUCAAGCUGCUGCCUCUGCAGAGCCGGCGCUCUGUGCUGCUGGAGUCCAUCCGGCGGGCGCGACUGAAGCAGCUGCGGGGUCCUAGUGCCCAGGCGCCGCGCGGCUCCCACUCCUGCCAGCAGUGCCGCGCCUCCUACCGCGACUGCGACGCCCUCAUCAUGCACCGCAUACGCCACAUCGAGGGCAAACACUGGCCUUGCCCGCUGUGCAGCAAGACCUUCUUCCGGCAGAAGAACGUCAAGAAUCACAUCCGCAACCAUGACCCCAAGCUGUACCGCUGUCGCCAGUGCAUGGCCAAAGCGACAUGAGGAAUUGCAUCAACGGUUACACAUUUCCUGAUAAAGAUAUCCAGCAAGUUGAAGGAAAGCAGGACAAACGGAAGGAUUCCUAAAAUUACAUUUGGAUUCGAGAUGGUUUGGAGCCUUGGCAUUUUGAAGGUGGAAAGGCACAAAAAGUUGUUUGUUUAUUUUUUAUUUUUUGGCUUUAAAAACGAUGGCUGUGAAAUACAAAGAGAAAGUGUCACACGUACCGUAUGCUCCAAACGAUAGAUGUAAUUAUUGCUCUUAUUAUUGCUGUAAUUAUAAUUAAUAUUAAUGUUGUGGUUCCAUCCAUCCUUAUUACUGUUAUUUAAAAAAUGACCAAAAUGAUGUUGUAUUUUUAUGGCAUAUAGGCAUGUAACUCGAUACCAGUUGUGAAGCACUCAGGGCUUGUGGUGAGGGUUUGAGUCUGGUCCUCUUGGUUACACUUUAUGUACAUUGUGAAUUGUUCAGAAGGAUUGAAAUAAUGAUUAUUACUACUACUAUUGUAAUUAGGCUGUACUGCUCUUAUUAUUAAUGUUAUUAUUGAUUUUUUUGAAGAAAAAAAAGUAUAUAUAGUUCUAUUGAGUGCACUUAAAAACUGGUAGCUUUGUUGUAAACCUAAGAGGGCCCCUGUGUUGGAUUAGCGAGCUGGAAUAUACUUGAAAGGUUGGACAGUGUUGUUUUUCGUAAGACUGCUAGAGCUGGCGUUAUUGGCUGGAUGGGCAGGUUUUAAAAGGCACAGAAAGCGGAAGGGGGUUGUGUAAAAGAAACAGGAGUGGUUGAAGAUUGUCCUCAAGGUUUUUAAUAAAGAUUACUGCAAGCAAGCCAUGAGUUUAAAAGACAAAAUAUUCUACUGAUUGCGAGUGGGCUUUUUUGCUCACUGUUUUAAGGAGUUGUUGUAAUAGUUGAAAGUUUUGACGAGCCCCCGUGAAAGAAUUCUUCACUGUAGUAGCCCAAUGGAACCCCCAAAUGAUAUGACAUGACAUGAAAUGGAAGCUGAAUUUUAUGUGCAGUUGUCCUCUUUUUAAAACGUCCCCAGUGUAUUUGUGAGGGUUGUUUUUCCUGCUUGUGUUUGGGGUGAACUGAUCAGAGAUAUUAUCCGAUGGCAGGCUGUUCAGAGUUUAACCUUGUGUCUACUGCCUACUUUUAAAAAGAAGGGAAUACUGCCAUAUUGCUAAUGGUUGACUUUUUUGACUCUGUAAUUGACACAAUAUGCUACUUGUUUGUUCUUAUAAUUCUUAAAAAAAGGUUAUUUGCCACCUUUUUUUGUAUUUAAAGAAUCCCUUCGCCUUUGCCUCAACGAGCAUAGGAUGAGACCUUUUAAAUGUAUAGAAUGUUGUUUUUGUCUAACAGUUAAGGGUUCAACAACAGCAACGACUGAAACUGAAUAAAUUUGGAAUUUUA
Molecule: messenger RNA, 6310 nt
Organism: Engraulis encrasicolus (European anchovy)
Lineage: Eukaryota; Metazoa; Chordata; Actinopteri; Clupeiformes; Engraulidae
Exons: 7
Coding region: 1379-4915 (1178 amino acids)
Biological process (GO): regulation of transcription by RNA polymerase II
Molecular function (GO): protein binding; RNA polymerase II cis-regulatory region sequence-specific DNA binding; DNA-binding transcription factor activity, RNA polymerase II-specific
Source: RefSeq, a predicted model, not a curated record